AGGACGGUCGACGAAUCGCUUUCAAUUUGCCAUCGUUUCAUUUUCAACUCACUCGUCAGCCUGGUUUGCAGUUGUCACAGUCGUGCUUGGAUUCCCGUCGAAUUGGUGCCGAUUUCCCGAUUUCGGCUGAGCUAGGAGCGAGGAAAUUUCUGUGGUUUCGAUGGAAAAUUUGCUGCCCGCAAGGUCUCGAAGCAUUCUUGAGUCGUUCUCGCGGGUGACGAAACAGACGAAGAAGUGAAAAUCGCCUGCAGGCAGCGCGCGUUCGCAUAACCUUUGGUGACAUUGAAGAUUUUAGUGUUGGGUUUUUGCACUUGUUGUGUCUUUGCGCUGAGCGUGUGCUAGCCUUCGCGAGGAAUUUGGUACUUUGCAGCGUGCACUUCCACCAGGGGCGGAUUUAAAGUGCGAAAGUGUCUAGUCCCGGCCGAAACAACGGCGGCCUCAGCGGAGUCAGAACUUUCCGCCCAAAUCCCAAGUGAGUUCUUGUCCCGGACCGAACUUUGUCUCCUGUUCUAGUUCUGAGCCGAACCCAAUGAGUAUUGUGCGCUUCUAAAAAAAGAUCUCGAGUGUUCAGUUGGUCGUUGCGUUGCGAAAAUCGUGAGUAGUGAUCGCACAUUGGAUUCAGUGUCGCUUUGAGUGGUUUCAUUUCCUCUGCAGUCCGGUUCGGGUACCAACAAAAUUCCACCACCAGCAAUGGCCAAGGACGAGGAAGACGAUCUCUUGCCCGACAAAGAUGCCGCCAAGGGAUUCUAUGCCAAAUACGAGCCUAAGGAGAUUCUGGGGAGAGGUAUAAGCUCAACGGUGCGAAGAUGUAUAGAGAAAGAGACUGGCAAAGAAUUUGCAGCAAAAAUUAUUGAUUUAGGAGCCGAAACUGGUGACAGUAGCCCCCAGCAAAUGCUAGAAGCAACUAGGCAAGAAAUAUUUAUAUUAAGACAAGUAAUGGGACACCCAUAUAUAAUUGACUUACAAGAUGUAUUUGAAUCUGAUGCCUUCGUAUUUCUUGUGUUCGAAUUAUGCCCUAAAGGAGAACUAUUCGAUUAUUUAACAUCGGUAGUAACUUUAUCAGAAAAGAAAACUAGGACUAUCAUGAGGCAAGUUUUUGAAGGGGUGGAAUAUAUUCAUUCAAAAAACAUAGUUCAUAGAGAUUUGAAGCCAGAGAAUAUACUUUUGGACGAUAAUCACAAUGUUAAGAUAACAGAUUUCGGCUUCGCUAGACAUUUAAGCGAAGGACAAAAGCUUUUUGAUCUCUGUGGGACGCCUGGGUACUUAGCUCCUGAGACAUUGAAAUGUAAUAUGUUCGAAGGUUCACCGGGAUACUCCAAAGAAGUGGACGUGUGGGCUUGCGGUGUAAUCAUGUUCACAUUACUAGUUGGUUGCCCGCCUUUUUGGCAUCGUAAACAAAUGGUUAUGUUAAGGAAUAUAAUGGAAGGAAAAUAUAGUUUUACAUCGCCUGAGUGGGCUGAUAUAUCAGAGGAUCCUAAGGAUCUUAUUAGGAAAUGUUUAGUAGUGGAUCCAGAGAAACGAAUAACCGUCAGCGAGGCUCUUCGACAUCCCUUCUUCCAAACUAUGCUAUUCGAACAAGAUAUUGGUCCUCUGAAACGCAGCCUAUCGACAAAAUCGAGGAGAAUGAGUCGAAUCACAGAAAUUGCACUGGUAACCACAUGUUUCUGGACAAAAACAUGUUACAAUUUAAAAAGACGACUACGGAAGCAAAGCCGAUUUAAUGCUAGGAAGAAAUUCCAAUUCGCCAUAUUGGUGGUGAGAGCGAUGAUACGAAUCAAGAGAUUGAGAUACACCGCGGAACCGCUUCGUGUUGAUGAAGCAAUUCGGGAUCCUUAUCGUGUUAAGGUUCUUAGGAAAGUCAUUGAUGGCUGUGCAUUUCGAGUGUAUGGACAUUGGGUCAAGAAAGGUGAAGGACAGAACAGAGCGGCCCUCUUCGAAAAUACACCUCGAACCGAAUUACAUGCUUUAUACAUUAACAAUCUUAGCCGAUAGUUUAGUAAUUAUAGUUUAGCAAACGUCCUUUAAUACUAUUUCAACUAGAAGCAACACACCAAGCAAUUUUCUUUUUAAGUUACUACACGCCCGCACGUAGUUCGGCAAUACAAUUUCAUAUUUCUGAUUCAGUAUCAAUUAUCACUUGAAAUUACUGCUUGAGCUUAAACUAAAUGUAGUAUUUGUAUAUUUAUGUGAAGUAUUGUAACAUUUCAUUCAAUGACACUCACUGCAAUGAAAUCUUUACUUAGGUUUUUAUUAGUUUUUCACAAUUAGAAAGAUACAGUGCGACCGGUUUACAUUUAGAUUUUGCAAUUUUCCUCCUAAAUGUACGUUAAGAUGUAAAGUUUCGAAAGACGAGAAUAUAUUUUGCAUCGUAUUCGCAGGAACGCAAUACGGUUGAGAUAAUAUCUAAUAGUUUACACCAGAUAAUAUGUUAUUGCAAUUUCUAAACGAUUUUAAUUUAAUUUCACAAUUUCAUGUUACAUUUUUUGCAAACCUAUGAAAAACGUUUUAUCAAUAUUUUACUAUUGUUUGAGCAAUUUUUAAAAUUUCUGUCCCAUAUUUUAUGUGUUGUGUGACUGUUACCUUAAAAGCAGAAUCAUAUCAUCAGGAAAAGAGGAAUUUCGCUAUCUGAAAGCAAUUCAUGAACAUAAAAUAUUCGUUAUUAUUCUCAAUUGGUGGAAAAGUGUCGUUAAUUUUUUAAGAAGCAAAUCCAAAUUUUAAUAAUUUAUUCUCUUCUACAUAUAUGACUUCUAUUACUUCAUAAUAAAAAUCGGCAAUGUAAAUAGUACCGUUAAAAUUCAGUCAUUUCACUAAAGGAGAAAAAAUUUCAAAAGUUUCAUCAUUCUGAGUCUUUCUCUAAGAUAUUAUUAUUGUUAAUUUAUUUUUGUUAAAUGAAUAUAUUUCAAUUUGUAUGUAUGAAUUAAAAGAGAUAACGAAACA
Hermetia illucens (black soldier fly) is the source of this 2937-nucleotide messenger RNA. RefSeq names its product phosphorylase b kinase gamma catalytic chain, liver/testis isoform (gene PhKgamma). Gene Ontology annotation, cellular component: phosphorylase kinase complex. Lineage: Eukaryota; Metazoa; Arthropoda; Insecta; Diptera; Stratiomyidae. Gene Ontology annotation, molecular function: ATP binding; phosphorylase kinase activity; calmodulin binding. Bases 691 to 1992 code for a protein of 433 amino acids. The record is from RefSeq and is a predicted model, not a curated record. Gene Ontology annotation, biological process: protein phosphorylation; glycogen biosynthetic process. The transcript has 10 exons.